AUGGAGCCGUCCCAGCCUCUGCGACAGCUCCCUGGGGCUCGGAGGCUGCAGCUCCUGCUCUUGAUGCUGCUGCCUGAAUGGUGUUGGGGCAAAUACGUGAAAGGCAACCUUAGCACCAAGGAGGAUUGGGUCUUUUUGACUAGAUUCUGCUUUUUUUCCGACUAUGGACGCCUGGAUUUCCAGUUCCGCUACCCAGAGAACAAAUGUUGUGAGAACAUCCUUCUGUAUUUUGAUGAUCCUUCUCAGUGGCCGGCUGUUUACGAAAAGGGAAAUAAGGAUUGUCUGAUGAAGGAAUCAGUUAUCCGCCCGGAAAACAAUCAAGUUAUCAAUCUUACAACCCAGUAUGCCUGGUCUGGGUGCAAGAUGGUGACCGAAAAUUCCAUCCGGUAUCUGAGUUGCACAAGCGGGAGAAGUUUUCGAUCCGUCCGGGAACGCUGGUGGUAUGUGGUUCUCAGCAAAUGUGGGGGCGACGGCUUGGAACUGGAAUACGAGAUGAUUUUGACGAACGGCAAAUCGUUCUGGACACGUCAUUUUUCCGCGGAUGAAUUUGGUAUCCUGGAAACUGACAUCACCUUCCUACUUAUAUUCAUCCUGAUCCUCAUCAUUUCUUGCUAUUUUGGCUAUCUGUUGAAAGGCCGCCAACUUUUGCACACCACAUACAAAAUGUUCAUGACAGCAGCUGGAGUAGAAGUGCUCAGCCUGAUGUUCUUCUGCAUAUACUGGGGCCAGUAUGCAAGUGACGGGAUUGGAAACGACAGUCUGAAGAUCUUGGCCAAGCUCCUUUUUUCUGUCAGUUUUCUGAUCUUCCUUCUGAUGCUCAUUCUCCUGGGAAAAGGAUUCACGGUCACCAGGGGUCGGAUCAGUCACACAGGGUCCAUCAAGCUCUCGGUGUACAUGACUCUGUACACCAUCACGCAUGUUGUGCUGUUUAUCUACGAGGCUGAGUUCUUCGAUCAGGCUCAAGUACUGUACACCUACGAAUCUCCGGCUGGUUAUGGCUUGAUUGCUUUGCAGUUUGUGGCUUACAUCUGGUUCUGCUACGCGAUACUCAUCACUCUCAAGCAAUUCCCGGAGAAACAACCUUUCUACGUGCCAUUCUUUGCUGCUUAUACCCUUUGGUUUUUUGCCGUCCCGGUCACCGCGCUUAUCGCUAACUUUGGCAUACCAAAAUGGGCUCGGGAGAAAAUAGUCAACGGCAUUCAACUAGGGAUUCAUUUCUACGCUCACGCGGUUUUCCUGAUUAUAACCAGGCCCUCGGCCGCCAAUAAGAACUUCCCGUACCACGUGAGGACGUCACAGAUUGGGAUCGUCGAGGAGGCGGCCACGGGGGCCAAAUUUCCGCACCACGUCUACGGCAACGUGACGUUCAUCAGUGACUCGGUGCCCAACUUCACGGAGCUGUUCUCCAUCCCCCAGAGUACGGGAAGCAACACCAGCAAUACCCGCAAGCAAAUGGAAGACACCUCUUCUGCCGAUCGUAGCCUGACCUCUAACUGCGUGGUCACUACCUCUGAGCUCAGCGGUGCCCCUGUGCUGUUGAAGCCCUCCCUGGGGAGCGAGACUCAGCCUCCGCCCUACCAACUCCAUGCGCCCCAACUACACCAACAUAACGGCUACACCGAGUAUUUUAGCAUGCAUACAACCGGCGCUCGGCCCGUCUAAGGGUCCC
This is a messenger RNA of Pseudonaja textilis, 1669 nucleotides long. It is a transcript of the gene TMEM145, whose product is annotated as transmembrane protein 145. Gene Ontology annotation, biological process: G protein-coupled receptor signaling pathway; response to pheromone. The record is from RefSeq and is a predicted model, not a curated record. NCBI's taxonomy places the organism in Eukaryota, Metazoa, Chordata, Lepidosauria, Squamata, Elapidae.